Messenger RNA from Lontra canadensis (Northern American river otter), 5066 nucleotides. RefSeq lists its product as uncharacterized. Gene Ontology annotation, molecular function: DNA-binding transcription repressor activity, RNA polymerase II-specific. Lineage: Eukaryota; Metazoa; Chordata; Mammalia; Carnivora; Mustelidae. The transcript has 12 exons. Bases 325 to 4635 code for a protein of 1436 amino acids. The record is from RefSeq and is a predicted model, not a curated record. Gene Ontology annotation, biological process: negative regulation of transcription by RNA polymerase II.
UCCAUAGAAACGCGCCAGAAACGCCGCUGACCCCAGUCAGGUGUUCCCGGGAAAAGAGACUGGGUGAGGGGACUAGAGCGAAGGAAGUUUAGGGAAGUAAGUUGGGCCCUGAAGAGGUCGCUGCAGGCUCAGGAGAGACUCCUGCCCGCGUGUAGAUCCUGACAAGAAGUGAAUGAAGAAAAAGGAGGUCCCAGGACCUAAAUUGUGUCAUCUCUGGGCCACUUUUGACUGGUGACUAGAUUUCUAACUAGAAAUUUAGAGCAUAUCCAGAAGACACAAAGACAGAAUAUUUUAGUUGCUGGCCAUUUCUCAAAACAGAAGAAAAUGAUCAAUGCCCAGGAACCGCUGACACUGGAGGACGUGGCCGUGGACUUCACCUGGGAGGAGUGGCAGCUGCUGGCCCCCGCCCAGAAGGGCCUGUACUGGGACGUGAUGUUGGAGAACUACAGCAACCUGGUGUCAGUAGGGUAUGAAGCCAGCAAGCCAGAUGCUCUCUCCAGGCGGGAACGAGGGGAGGAACCGUGGGCGAAACAGGAGGAAGUCCACGGUGGAACUCGGCCGGAACCUAGCAAAGUUCAUAACCACAUGCAAGGUCACUGGGAAAGUCCAAGAAUGCUGAAAGGUAUGGAACAAAACCACAAAAGUGAUGCAUUUGGAAGUACUGUUCCUCAAAGCAAAAAUCAUUUUCCUUCCAGGCAAAAUCACAUGCUUGAGUUCUAUAUAAAAACUUUGAAAUCAAAUUUAAGUUUAGUCAACCAGAGCAAAAGCUAUGAAAUUAAAAACUCUACUAAAUUCAGUGGAGAUGUGAGGUUAUUUCUGCAUGAUAAGCAUGAAGAUUUUCAUUCAGCUGUUAAACUCCCUAUAAGUGCAAAACCUAUUAGCAGUAAGUCCCAAGUCAUUAAGCAUCAGAGAACUCAUGAAAUAGAAAAACCCCAUAUAUGCAGUGAAUGUGGAAAAGCCUUCAUUAAGAAGUCUCAGCUCACAGAUCAUCACAGAGUUCAUACAGGAGAGAAACCUUAUGGAUGCAAUAUUUGUGCAAAAGUGUUCUCCAGAAAGUCCAGGCUCAAUGAACAUCAGAGAAUUCAUAAAAGAGAGAAAUCCUUUCUAUGCAAUGAUUGUGGAAAAGUCUUCACCAUGAAGAGUCGUCUAAUUGAACACCAGCGAACUCACACUGGAGAGAAACCCUAUGUAUGCAGUGAAUGUGGAAAAGGUUUCCCAGGGAAGCGGAAUCUCAUUGUGCAUCAGCGAAAUCAUACUGGAGAGAAAUGCUACGUGUGCAGCGAAUGUGGAAAAGGCUUCACCGGGAAGAGCAUGCUUAUCAUACACCAGCGAACUCAUACUGGAGAGAAGCCCUACAUCUGCAGUGAAUGUGGGAAAGGCUUCACCACGAAGCACUAUGUCAUCGUACAUCAACGAAAUCACACAGGAGAGAAACCCUAUAUAUGCAACGAAUGUGGGAAAGCUUUCACGAUGAAGAGUAGACUAAUUGAACAUCAGCGAACCCACACAGGUGAGAAACCCUAUGUAUGCGAUGAAUGUGGCAAAGGCUUUCCCAGGAAGAGUAAUCUCAUCGUGCAUCAGAGAAAUCAUACAGUAGAGAAAUCCUAUGUAUGCAGUGAAUGUGGAAAAGGUUUCACCGUGAAGAGCAUGCUUAUCAUACACCAGCGAACUCAUACUGGAGAGAAACCCUACAUCUGCGGUGAAUGUGGGAAAGGCUUCCCCCUGAAGAGUCGGCUGGUCGUCCAUCAGCGAACACAUACUGGCGAGAAACCUUACAGAUGCAGUGAAUGUGGGAAAGGUUUCAUUGUGAAUAGUGGACUGAUGUUACAUCAGCGAACUCACACUGGAGAGAAACCCUAUAUAUGCAAUAAAUGUGGAAAAGGUUUUGCAUUUAAGAGCAAUCUUGUGGUACAUCAGCGAACUCAUACUGGAGAGAAACCCUUCACGUGCAGUGAAUGUGGAAAAGGCUUCACCAUGAAACGCUAUCUCAUUGUACAUCAACAAAUCCAUACAGGAGAGAAAUCCUACAUAUGCAGCGAAUGUGGGAAAGGCUUUGCUACGGAAACUGAGCUCAUUUUACAUCAGCAAAUUCAUACUGGAGAGAAACCUUAUGCAUGCAAUGAAUGUGGUAAAGGCUUCACUGUGAAAAGCCGACUAAUCGUUCAUCAGCGAACUCAUACAGGAGAGAAACCCUUUAUAUGUAGUGACUGUGGAAAAGGCUUCUCCUCAAAGAGAAAUCUUAUGGUACAUCAGAGAACUCAUAAUGGAAACAAACCCCAGGAUGGAUUCCGGGUGGACACUCUCUACAGUAAAGAAUCAGAUAUGAGUGUUCUACCAACCAGGCCCUCGGUCCCCUCCACUUCUUACCCUUUUGCGGAGCUACACAUACUGCCAUGGCAAGUCGGCCUCGGUCUGAGCCCAUCCCAGCCGUACGGACACCUGCCUUCCUCUAAGAUGGCCGCGUCCACGGUGCUCCCGCCUAACGACUGCGCUCGGCAGUGCGCAGAGGGCGCCGCCAUCUUUCUUCCCUCGGCGGAUAAACGUGCCUGCCGCUAUGCCCCCUCCCAUCAGACGCGCCGGGGUGGGCGUGGCCGUUACAUCAUAGAGCCGGGCCAGUCCUUGGAGGUCCGAAGUCCCGUAGCGCUCCCAGGUCCUCGCGGGAGUCGCCGGCCGGGGAGGACCCGAGUCCCUAGGUACCGCGAGGAAGGGCACACGGAGAGGGGUGGCUUUGGAAGUGAGUGGCCUUUCGUCGCUGCCAGCAGCGUCUGUAGCGGUUCGGGUUCAGCUCUUACAAAUAAAGCUUCUAUGAACACUCAUGUUCAAGUCUAUGUUUAUAUCUUUUUCUUUCUCUUGGGUAAAUCUCUAGGAGUUGAAUGGCUAAAUCAUAGGGAAUCACUGACACUGGAGGACGUGGCCGUGGACUUCACCUGGGAGGAGUGGCAGCUCCUGGGCCCCGCCCAGAAGGACCUGUACCGGGACGUGAUGUUGGAGAACUACAGCAACCUGGUGUCAGUGGGGGGUCAGGCUACCAAACCAGAUGCAUUGUCCAAGCUGGAAACCAGAGGUGAACCAUCGAUAACAGGGGAUGAAAUCUGGGAUAGAACCCAUCUGGGAUUCGGGGAGUUUGAUAGUCACCUGCAAGAGCUCUCUCAAAACCGGAGGUUUCUGAAGAGCGCACAACAGUACGGGGAGCAGAGUGCGUUUAGACAUACUGUUCAUCCGAGCAAAAUACAUUUUGCCAUAACGCAAAAUCACGUGUUUGACUUAUGUAGAAAAGCUUUGAACUCGAGUUUGAGUUUAGUGAACGAGAAGAGAAGAUGUGAAAUAAGGAAGGCUGUUGAGUUUAAUGGAGAAGAGAAAUCUUUUCUGCACGGUAAUCAUGAACAUUUGUAUUCUGGAAUUGAAUUCCCUGAAAGCACAAAACAUGGCAGCACUGAAGUCCAAGACUUUAAGCAUCAGAGGACUCAUAGAAUAGAGAAACCCCACGCGUGCAUCGAAGGUGGGAAAGCCUGCAUCAGGACGUCUCCGCUCAUUUACCCUGAGAGCGGUCGUAGAGGAGAGAAACCCAAUGGGUGUGAUCCACGUGGAAAACUCGUCUUCAGAAAUGUCAUGUUUGCUAAACAUCCGAAAACUCAUACACAAGACAAAGUCUGUAUCAUCAGUGAAUACAGAAAAGGCUCUAACGGGAAGGGCAGUCUCACUUUGCCUCAGCAAACCCAAACGGCAGAGAAAUCCUACACGUGCAGUGAGUGUGGAAAAGGCUUCACCAUGAAGCGCUAUCUGAUUGCACACCAGCGAACUCAUAGUGGAGAGAAACCUUAUGUGUGCAGCGAAUGUGGAAAAGGCUUCACAGUGAAGAGUAACCUCAUUGUGCAUCAGCGAACUCAUACGGGGGAGAAACCCUAUAUAUGUACUGAAUGUGGAAAAGGCUUCACCAUGAAGCGCUAUCUUGUUGUCCAUCAGCGAACUCAUACUGGAGAGAAACCCUAUAUAUGCAAUGAAUGUGGAAAAGGCUUCACAGUGAAGAGUAACCUCAUCGUACAUCAGCGAUCUCAUACUGGGGAAAAAUCUUACAUGUGCGGCGAAUGUGGAAAAGGCUUCACCACAAAGCGCACCCUCAUUAUACAUCAGCGAACUCACACGGGAGAGAAAUCUUACUUAUGUAAUGAAUGUGGAAAAGGCUUCACCACAAAGCGCACCCUCAUGAUACAUCAGCGGACUCACACGGGAGAGAAACCCUAUGAAUGCAGUGAGUGUGGGAAAGCCUUCAGCCAGAAGAUAUGCCUCAUACAACAUGAGCGGUGUCAUACCGGAAAGACUCCCUUUGUGUGUACUGAGUGUGGAAAAUCCUAUUCUCACAAAUACGGUCUCAUUACCCAUCAGAGAAUUCACACGGGAGAGAAACCCUAUGAGUGCCGUGAAUGUGGAAAAGCCUUCACCACAAAGUCAGUACUUAACGUCCAUCAAAGGACUCAUACAGGAGAGAGACCCUAUGGAUGCAGCGAUUGUGAGAAAGCCUUCUCCCACUUGUCAAACCUUGUUAAACAUAAGAAAAUGCACACAAGAGAAAUGGGUAGAUUCAGUCAAGUUGGAAAUCCUUUUAACGCAGAAUCACAGCUCAUUACUUAUGAGUGAAUUCCUGAAUCCCUAUGAAUGUGAUGACUAUGAAAAUGCCUUCUUUGGCAACCAAGACUUCAUUAAACAUCAGUGUUUCCAGCAGAUUGGAAUGUAAUCAUGGUACUGCCGGUUUUCGGAUACGUGCCCUGAGAAGGUUAAAGAACUUGUCCAGGAGGUAAAUCUGGUGGCUGCGGUGAAUGUGUUGUCGUGCCUUCAGUCAUCCUUACCUCAUAUUUUCUGUCAGUGAAAACAUGUUGAGAAAACUCUGAUACAUUCAAUGUGGAGAUACCUUGGGCAAAACUUUCUAGUUUCGUUAUAUUCUGAAAAGUAUACACUCAGGCAAAUUCUGUGUAGGCAGAGACUAGGAGGGCCUUCAGGGGGAAGGUAGACUUUAUUAUCAGGGAUCAUCAUAAAGCAUCAGUGAGCUUAUUGUUCAUAGAAAUACGAUU